This is a messenger RNA of Phyllotreta striolata, 1188 nucleotides long. The record is from the annotation of a GenBank genome assembly. NCBI's taxonomy places the organism in Eukaryota, Metazoa, Arthropoda, Insecta, Coleoptera, Chrysomelidae.
AUGGCCGUGAAUACGUGUUAUAUUUGCAUGAUGAAAUAUUCCAUAAUAUUCUCCUCGUUAUCUUAUUCCUUUGUUAAAUUCAAUUGCCCCCAUUCGAAGAAACCUUCGAGGAAACCGCGCAUCCGUUGCGCCCCGAACAGACAGCGCUUGGGCUUUCUUUUGCAAAUUUUGGCGAUAAUUCUGGGCGUAGCGGAAUUAUUCAUCGCCAUAAAAACCGAAGAUAUCACCGAUAACACCACGAUAUUAAACAUUUUAAGCCUCACGUCUACUAUAUCCGUUACUUACGCUCUAUUAAAGGCUAACUGGUCUUGGAAAGCAUUGAUAGACGAUAUGAAAACCGCAAUGUACAUCUCCGAAUUUCUAAGCAAGUUUAUUGUAGAUGAUAAAUGGUUUAGAGUGUUCUAUGUAUUUUCUGUUGGUUGGAUGGGGUAUUCGUCUUUGUAUUAUAGCAGUCAAUUAUUUUUUAUGUGGGUUGGAGAACCAAUCAAUUACUUGUUGUAUUUGAAGUCUAUUAAUUUGUCGAUUUUUGGAUACCUAAUGUCUACGUUCAUAUUAAGGAUUAUCGUGGAUACUUCGGUUAAUAUAGUGUUCAUGCAAAGAUUGUUCGCUCAACUCGACAGGGAACUGUCCCAAAAACUUAGAGAAUUGGAUAUUCGGUAUAUUUGCCUGCCACAGGCGACGUUCGCUAGGAAAAUAAGAACGCUCAGAAGGUUUUACAUGGCAGUUUUGGUGAAUUUUCAAAGGACGAGGAUUCGCUUCAACAGCUCACUCGAAAUUUUGGUAAUGUCGAAUUUCAUAAUAGCCAUUUGGAUAAUGGCGAUUACUUGCGUGAUACUCAUAGGAAGGAGAACGUUGUCUCUUAGCGAGUAUAUAAUAAUUCUUUGGUUUGGUUUGAGGACCUUGUUUGUUUAUUGUUUUGCUAUUGUUUGCGAUUUCAGUAACAUUUUGAUUAAAAAACAACAAACCGCAUUGUUUAAAUUUCCAUCAGAAAAACUGUCGAGCGAAGAGAAAAUUGAGUUAGAGAAUUUCGUAAAAUUGCUUGUUUGGAGAGAACCUAUGAAGACCGUCAGGGAUUCGUACAGGUUCGGGAUAUCCACAGUGGCUGGUAUAGGGUUAAAUAUCGUGGUCAAUUCAAUGGUUGUAACCCAACUCUACAUAUUUUUCGACAAUCAAUUAAAUUCUAAAUAA